UGUCUGAUCCUUAGCCCCCGCCUCUUUUUGGAGCUAGGAUUGUUUUGAGAGCUGGGUUGAAAUAGCAUGCUAGGUAGCUAGCAAACAGUUAGCUUCUCUAACCUUUCUCUCAGGUUGUCGGAGGUGCAGACACUUAUAUAAAAUGUCCAAACUACAGGACGGCCACAGGAAGGAUCUCAGGUCAACCUGGUGAGUUUAUUGACUAGCCUGGUGCCCUAUCAAACAGGCAACUGUUUGGGAAAGGAUGCCAGAGAUGACUGAAACCGAGACAACCGGUCGAAAACCAAAAAAGAAGAAAAACAAAGAAUCCCACAAUGCAGUCGAGAGGCACCGGAAAGAGAAGAUAAAUGCAGGGAUUAACCGCAUUGGCAAUCUGUUGCCCUGUUCACAAGCACUUAAACAGAGUAAGAACAUGAUCCUGGACCAGGCUUUUCGUUACAUCAACGAACUGAAGAAACAAAAUGACGCAAUGCUCCUGGAAGGCAGCGAUAAAGUCCAAGCGGAGGAGAUUAGACGACUGCGGCGUCAGUGUGAGGAGCUUCGCAAGGAGAGCGCCCACUACAUUGAACUCCUCAAAGCCCACGACAUCAAUCUCCUAGAAGACCCCACGGUCCACUGGAAGGGCAAGCAGCGCUGUGCCAAAGUGACUCCCACUCAUCAGCUGCCCAAGGGAAUAAUCGUCUAUUCCAACGGUAACGUGAUUUGCCCCGCAGGAAAAGAGACGAGCACCGGGAAGCAGCCAUCGGAAACAGUAAUCCUUCAGCCCCCCUCGGAAGUGAGUGCAAGCGUGAGGGUGAAUGGAGCAUUGCUACAAGUUACUUCUUCUGCUACUUCGGUUCGCUCUGGCUCGAGUGUUCCCCAGUCGACAACAGGCCUCACGGUAGUGGAGCGGUGUGUGAUUGAGAAGCCGCCUCAGCCACCUUCCGUGUCAUACAUCACCCUCCAGCUCCCAGCCGUAAACGCCGGCCCGCCCCGGCCACCUGCUGUCCCUGCCCAGACCGACAUAGCCGCGACAUCAGCGUCUCAGCUUCAGCCGCCCGUCUCCUGUCUCGCCACAUUAAAUCAGACAGUAAGGGAUGCCACCCCCAGGACUGCAAGUUACACUGCUAUCCCCAACAGCCAAGCCCUUCUCAGGGCGGGUGCGGCCGGUAGCACGCAAACCACAUGGACAACGCUUCAGAUGGCAGGCAACACAGUGCAGCCUGUCUGCCAGAGUCUAGGCAGCACCACCCAAGCUGUCCACCAGGUGACAGUCUGUCCCGUGGGCACCCAGCCUCCUUCCGUUCAGCCGAUUCAAAUACAGAUGCAACCUCCUGUGCCUGUACAACGAGCCCCCAUUACCGCACAUAUUCCGGCAAGGCCGCCACAGCUACAACCUGCAAUCCCAGUAAUCGCCCCGCAACCUCAAUGCGCCGUGCUCCCGCAGUCGGCCGUCGUGCCCCAGCCGACCGUGGUGGCCCGCCCCGCCGUAGUUUCUCAGCCCCAGUCGCUCAUCCCUCAAGCUCAACAGCAGGCCACCGUGCUGCCACUCCUCCAGACCAUGCAGGUACUGCAGGUCAACCCGAGUGCCGCGACGGCCUCGGCACCGCAGAACAGCAACAACCCCAGCGUGGUCAUUCUGCAGCAGGCCAACUCCUGCCCGAGCCAGCCGGUCAUGAGAGAAGAAGCGAGCAACCCGACGCCCUGUCAGCAUAUUGUCAUCAUCCAGGCUCCCAACCAAGCUGCGCCCGCCCCUCAGAAUCCUAACGUUGGCUUGGUGCCUGCUGCCGUGACUGCUGCUGUGCCUGCUUCUGUACCCGCCACUCAAACACCCAACAGUUCAACGUCGACAUUGCAGAGUGUGGGUGGGAAGCAGCUCGUGCACAUUCUCCCGCGUCCGGCGCAGCCUCCGGUGAGCCAUCAAUCUCAGGCGAGCCAGGCAUCUUCCGGAGUCCAGACAACGCCGCAGACUAUCACUGUGAAUGGGCAGGUCUUUGCCCUACAGCCCAUGAAGACUGCAGACAAAACCGCUACCCAAAGUACAAUCCAACUGGUCCAGCCUACCACCAGUGAAGAACCCACUACCAAUGUGGCUCUCAACAGUCUAGGGGCCCUCAGUAGUCUGAACCAGAGCAUCUCUCAGGGUCUUCCACUUAGCAUUUCUAGCCAGAGCAACAACAACGGCGGCCCGCCUCCGGCCUCUCCAUCGGCGGUGGCCCAGCAGAAACGACAGCCUCCUGCUCCUGUGACUGUCCCAGGAGCCGCGGUGGUCUUGCCUGUCCAGCAACUACAGGUGCCUCGCCUGAGCCCGGUCAAAUCUGGACUAGCGGCAAGUGCGCCUAAGCCUGCCAGAAAGAGGCUACGGACGGGUCUUCAGACUAAGCGGUCGGCAGCCAAAAAAAACAAAGCAUCUAAGAGGAGGGAACUCAGCCAGGCUAGUUCAGAAGAAAAUCAGAAAGCAUCUCAGGCCUCAGACAUUCCUCCCGUGGCCGCCACGACGGCAUCUGGCGAAACUGUACAAAGUGUCACUUCCCCACAGAGCUCACCGAAAACGGUUGUUUGCGUUACAUCCAGCGGUCCGACCCUAUUUAGUCAGCCCAGGCCGCAGAGUGUCGGCUCUGUCGGCACAAAUCCCAAUGAUGUUAUUUUUAGUCAAGCUAACGCGAGUGUUACGGCCACCGCAAUUGCAACUGUCAGCGCGACAUCGGUCACGUCUUCAGUGAGUGGAGCCCUGGCCACUAAUGACAAAGCGGCUGAAGCUUCAAACGACAGCUCGGCGGUAAGCGAGCCUGUAGAAUCAGGAGUGAAGCAACUAGCCACCAGUGCAGAGACUCGCACAACGCAAAGUAACUCUUCUCUUCCCGUUACGGUGUCUAAACCGAGCAGAACUGUUGUCACUGCUACAGGUGGCGGUGAUGUAGUGAACAGCUUUACCACUGCUCGUACUGCAUGUCCUACUUCAGUCUGCACCACAGUAACAGUCUCCGCAACGCAGAGUACGCAAUCAGUAUCUUGUCACCAGCCACUCAACAACACAGAUCAUGUGCCUUGUAGUAAAAAUGAGCCCACCCCUUCAUCCACCGAAUCCACAACUGCAACUCCAUUGUCGUCGGUUAGCGCCGCUAUAACAAGUUCGGAGUUGAGGAAAGCAGUUUCAGCCGCGAGAGCGCAAACGAAGCAACCCGACCCGAAUGUGGCGACUGAAGUGAAACUUCCUCAGCCACCAGGGAAAAACAGACAGGCCCAGGAAGAGAGACCUGCUACUAGCUUAGCAGUGUCCACAUCUGAUACGACACCUAAGAAAGACUUUGUGCUGUCUCAGAGGUUGUACACUAACCUAGAUGAUCAAAAUAUGGAGCCCCCGGUAACAGAUUCACCCAUGUCCACGGUGGCGGCGGGAGGCAGAGGCUUCUCUGUGGCCUCCAUGCUCCCUCAGGGUCAGGGCAUGAGCGCCUCCUCCGGCUCCUUUGGAACGUUUACCUUCACGUCCGAGCAGGCUGAGAUGCUAGCACUGGCUAUGCUAGAACAGGACAGUCCUGGGAGGAGGGCCGGAACCUGUGUCGGCAACGACGCGACUCCGGCCACGUGGCAGCCUCCGAAAGGUUCCGUUGCUAAAGAAAAAGCUUCCAAUGUACAGCAGGCUAAAGUGACCAAACCUGUAGACAUAGUAACAGUUAAACCGCCAGUUCAGGCAUCCGUCAGAGAAGGUGGCGAUGGGUCUGCCAGUGCGACCGGUGGAAGCAGGCAUCCACAGAACCCGGCUAAUCUCCUCACGUACUCCCAGUCUCACUCCCUCUCCCAGGCCCAGACUCAGAGCUCAGUCCAAAGUGGCACCGUCGCCAGCUUGAGUAUCAACAACCUGAUCAGGCCCAGCUCCUCUCAGCAACCCUACCCGGGCUCUCCCAGUCUGUCAGGCCAACACUGCUCUGUGCCCUCGCCCGCUGCCGCCUCAGUCCACAUUUCCCAACCCUCCAACAAUGCACUCUCGCCGUGCUCAGGUGCAGCCCAGCUGAAUGAGUUCGCCCCCAUGAAAACGGCUUUACUGAUGGCUCAGGCUGAGCGACAAGUUAAGAUCCUCUCCAAGCGGCAGGCCCAGGAAGAGGCCAUGCUCACCACAGGGAAGCGACCCAAGCCGUGCCCUCCGCCAGCCCCCACUGUGGGCCACAUGGAUGUGAAAGGACCGGACCACAGCCAGAUGAUGGUAGGACAACUGCCUCCCUCGUCCUCGGCCAUGGCGAGGAUUAAUCCGGAAGGCUCCCUCUUCUCCACAAACUCCUUCAUGAGCACGGUAGUUCGAGCCACGGAUGCCCACUGCCCCCCUGAGCAGAACCAGCCGGGGGUGCUCCACCCGCCCCAGGGACAUCCGCAACAUCUUGCCGCCCAGCCUGGCCAGCACUUGGGUAGCAACCUUUACUUGAAACAGCAGUUGCAAGAGCAACAGAGACACCACCUGUACCAUUUGCAACACCACCUGACGCAGCCCGACGCCGCGCAGCGCCACUCGCUACACCAGAGGGCGCUCCAGCAAGAGCAGCACGCCCAGAAGAAGAGGGGGCUGGUCCGAGGCGGCCAGACCGGCUCGCCCGCCGCCGUCGCCAUGCAACAGAAGCAGCAUCACCUGGAAAAGCCCGGAGUCCAGCAGCAGCGCUCUCAUCCGCAACAGGCUCCACAUCAACAGCACGUGCAGCAACAGCAGCCCGCCCAGCAGCAUGCGCAGCAGUCCCAUCAACAGUCGCAGCAGCAUCAGCCGGCGCAGCACCAACAGUCGCAGCACCAACAGCACCAAGCGCCCACGCAUCAAACGCAGCAGCAGCACCAACAACAACAACAACACCAUCAACAGCUGCAGCAGCAACAGAACUCCCAUAGCAGGCACCAGCAGCAUCUCCAACAACAGAUACAACAACAGCAGCAGCAGCAGCAGCAGCAGCACUUUAGACACCAGGAGAAGAGCUGUGAGGCCCAAGCUGCAGGAGCCAGAGUCCACCACAACAACCACCUGGCUCAGCAGGACCACCUCAAGCCUGGUCAGGACCACACUGCCAUGCAGAGGAUGAUGAGUUCGCGGACUCUGGAUCAGCAGCAGCAGCAACAGCUCAUCUCCCCGCCCAGUAAUCCGGCGUCCCGUUCGUCCGACCUGUCGUGCGCGCCGUCACGCCAGGAGCGGCACCGCGUCUCCAGCUACUCUGCCGAGGCACUCAUCGGUAAAAGCUCAACGAGCGGCGAUCAGCAGCAGCGCAUGGCGCACCACCUCCAGCCAGGCCGGGGCGGCGCCGGCGCGCCCGAGCAGGGCGACCCGCGGGGCUACAUGGACGCGUCGGGGAGAGCUAAGGCCAACGUGGCGCACAACCCGCAGGGCCGGCUCCCCUCGGACCACCCGGGGUCGGCCGACGUUCAACGCGUGACGGAGUGUCCGCCCUUCAAAGCUAUGGCUGCGGGACCGGGUGCGCAUCAGCUCGGUGGUUUCGAGGCUCAGGUUUCCCGCGGGAGCGACAUGGCCCCCAAGUCGCAGAGGGCGCAGCAGCAGGGAACAUUCAGAAUGGGCGUCGGGCCUCCGGUGGAUGGCAGGAACCGCGGCGGCUACUCGAGCGUCCACCUCGGCCCGCAGGGAGCGCACGUCGGACCCUCGCUGCUACGCGAACAAGAAGCUUGCCACCAGAGCUUCAUGCAGAGCCUCCUGUCCCCCGAGGGGAACCACCAGAGGGUGGCGCAGUGCUGCCCUCCCGUCAGCAUGGACUACAGCUGCGGGCCCGGAAGCUCCUCGGGGGACAUCCAGGCGAAGGCGUCAAGCCCCGGCCAGAAGCCCUCGGCAAUGAACAAAACCCACAUUUCUCAGGUCAACAGUAAUAUGCACGUCGGGGGCCGGGCGGCCCACCUUCCCGCUCCGCACGGCGGCUCUGAGCCGGGCCGCCCCUCGGCCCCCUCCAGGCCACCCGUCAGCCAGCACUCUCGCCACGCGCAGCCCGCCAAGCUGAGACCGGGCGAGCGCCCCCGGUCGGGAACGCUGCGACCCGGCAACCCCUUCGAGCCCGAGGGCCACCUGCCUCUCCCGUCCGGAGGCGGCGUGCUGCUGGGCCGGCCCCAGCCGGGCGCCGAGGCGCGGCGCAGCGCCAUCGUUCGCUUCAUGGCGGACGGUGCCCAGGUGCCCGGCGACAACAACCUGGUUCCUGAGCAGCAUCUGACGCAGAAUUUCGGCUUCCCGUUCAUCCCGGAGGGGGGCAUGAACCCUCCCAUCAACGCCAACUCCACCUUUAUCCCGCCCGUCAGUCAGCCCAACGCCUCCCGCACGCCCUCCCUGCUGCCCGUCGAGCCUCAGAACACCUUACCCUCCUUCUACCCGUCCUACUCGCCGGCCGCCCACCCCAGCCUACCGGGCGAUGUCACCCUACAGUACUUCUCCAACCAGAUGUUCACCAGCCCGAGCGCCGACAAGUCCAGCGCCCCGCCGCCCCUCAACAACCGCUUCGGCUCCAUCCUGUCCCCUCCGCGCCCCGUCGGCUUCGCGCAGGCCAGCUUCCCGCUGCUGCCCGACAUGCCCCCCAUGCCCAUCGCCAAUUCGUCGGGCAUCACGCCGCAUAUCUCCAACUUCAGCCUCACCUCGCUCUUCCCGGAGAUCGCCGCCGGGAUGCCCGCCGAUGGCUCGGCCAUGCCCAUGUCGCCGUUGCUGUCGCUCGCCAACGCGUCCGCCGCCGACUCGGGGAAACAACCCAACAGGCCCGCGCAUAACAUCAGCCACAUCCUGGGACACGACGGCAGCUCGGCCGUGUGACGUCCCGAGUUCGCUAGCCUCUUUUGCACAGAGAUAACAAAAACUGACUGUACCGUAGAUCUAACUGAACAUCUGUGUGAAAGGGGCUACUGUUUACAUGACUGUUUCCAUCACUUCAUAUUUUUUUUUUUUUUUUCUAAGGAUAUUUUAUGGGCAACGUAAAACAAUCCAGUGUAUGUUUGUAACAAGAAUUUUGUUUUAUAUCUGUUGUCUAAGAAGAAACCUGCAGCGGUAAUGUAAUUAACUAACUUAUAUCAGGUUUUACUGUACAGAACCAGGACUGUUUUGUAAAUACAAACCUUUCAUAUCAGAAGGAUAGAUUGUGUAUUUGUACAUAGAUAAAGAAAAUGAAUUAAUAAAGUUUAUAAGGGGACGUUUAAAAUUUUUGCCUACCGAAAAUCUGUCUUACCACCAGAUGGCGCGCUAUGAUUAAAGAAAAACGUUGAA
Phyllopteryx taeniolatus (common seadragon) is the source of this 7195-nucleotide messenger RNA. RefSeq names its product basic helix-loop-helix domain-containing protein USF3. NCBI's taxonomy places the organism in Eukaryota, Metazoa, Chordata, Actinopteri, Syngnathiformes, Syngnathidae. The coding region runs from base 245 to 6748 and encodes 2167 amino acids. The transcript is spliced from 7 exons. Gene Ontology annotation, molecular function: protein dimerization activity. The record is from RefSeq and is a predicted model, not a curated record.